AUGAUUAAAAAUUGUUUUAAUCAUACAAAAAUUCUUUCAGAAAUUUUAAAAUCAGAAAUUAAUGAAGAGAUAGGAGUAAAUACUGAGAAUUCAUUUACAACUAUUAAUGAACUAAGUGAUAUUCAAGUAACUAAAGAAGUUGAUGAAUUUUUAGAACAAAAUAUGACCAAUAUGCUGCCUACUGAUCAAAAAAUCAUAGAUUUAACAAGUGAAGAAGUUAUAAACCAGGAACCUGCAGAUUCUAAUAAUGAAGGGCAUGAGGUUACAAAAAAAGAAGCAUUGGAUGCACUUGAUACACUUUUUUUAUAUCUCUUAUAA
Cetraspora pellucida is the source of this 318-nucleotide messenger RNA. NCBI's taxonomy places the organism in Eukaryota, Fungi, Glomeromycota, Glomeromycetes, Diversisporales, Gigasporaceae. The record is from the annotation of a GenBank genome assembly.